Molecule: messenger RNA, 1656 nt
Organism: Anopheles marshallii
Lineage: Eukaryota; Metazoa; Arthropoda; Insecta; Diptera; Culicidae
Product: pickpocket protein 28-like
Exons: 5
Coding region: 1-1656 (551 amino acids)
Biological process (GO): sodium ion transmembrane transport
Cellular component (GO): membrane
Molecular function (GO): ligand-gated sodium channel activity
Source: RefSeq, a predicted model, not a curated record
AUGGAUUCGCGCUCCGUCAGCAAUUUCGAGCUGAAAGCAAUCAAUGCGUGGGAUAAGCGUAAUUUUACGCGCGGCAUUAAGAGCCUCUUUCUCGAGUACUGCUCCAACAGCACGGUGCACGGUGUGAAGUACUUUGGCUGCAAGCGACGAACCCUGUUCGAGAAGCUGUGGUGGAUCGCAACCUUCCUGCUGUCGGUGUACGGUUGUGGCCGGCUGAUCCAGAACAUCUAUCGCAAAUGGGACCAGACGCCGGUGAUUGUGAGCUUCGCGGAAAAGUCCACACCGGUGUGGCAGAUCCCGUUCCCGGCCGUUACGAUCUGUCCGGAAACGAAGGCACGCAGCGAGUACCUUAACUUCACCGAUGUGUACUUCCAGAUGAACGAAACCUACCGGCAGGAAAUAGCCAACGAAACCUACGAUCGGUUCCGUGCGGUUGCGCAGGUAUGUGACGCGCACAUACUCAACGGUGUCAGCCUGAACCAGACGACCGAUCCGAGCUGCGUAGAUCUGCUCCGGAACGUGUCGAUGCCACUCCAGCGGGCACUGUUUUUCUGCAAAUGGCGCAACGAGGGUGGAUUUUGCGACGAAUUCUUCACGGAAACAAUCACCGAGGAAGGGAUCUGCUUCACGUUCAACUCACAGUCGGCCGGGGAGAUGUUGCGGCUGGACGAGCUGCACGAUGACUAUGAGUACAUAUCGGAGAAAAGAGAAUCCCCACUGUGGUCACUGGAGCAGGGCUAUGCGGAAAACACCGAUCUCAAUACGUACCCGGUGAGGGUACUGGGGGCCGGUGCCAGGGCCGGUCUGUACGUGCUGCUGAAUCUAUUCGAAGGCGAUACGGACUUUAUCUGUCGCGGACCUGUGCAAGGAUUUAAGAUCUUGCUGCACACGUCGAGUGAAUAUCCGCAGGUAUCGAAGCAGUACUAUCGCGUACCGCUCCAUCAGGAAGUGAUCAUAUCAGUCAAGCCGCAGAUGAUUACCACCUCGGCCGGAUUGCGCGAUUACACACCCGAACGACGGCAGUGUUUCUUCAACCACGAGCGCCAUCUGAAGUACUUCAAGGUGUACACGCAGCAAAACUGCGAGCUGGAGUGUAUCACCAACUACACGCUGCACCGGUGCGACUGCGUCAAGUUCUCCAUGCCGCGGGACGCGCGGACGGAGGUCUGUGGCGCCAGCAAGAUCCAGUGCUACAACGAUGCGGAGGACGAGCUGCUGGAGGAGGACGUCAAGUACAUCGUGGACAAAUCGUACGACUAUCGGGCGAAGUGCAACUGCCUGCCGGCCUGCACCUCGGUCCAGUACGACGCCGAAAUCUCGCAGGCCGAUCUCGACUGGAAGAGCAUGUUUGCCGCCUACCGGCAAUCGCUCGGCGAGAAUGAAGGGGCCCAGUUUGCCCGGCUGUCGAUCUACUUCAAGGAGGCACAGUUUAUCACGUCGAAGCGCAGCGAGCUGUACGGUGUGACCGACUUCCUCGCCAACUGUGGCGGUUUGCUGGGGCUGUUCAUGGGCGUGAGUUUGCUCAGUUUGGUCGAGCUGAUCUACUUCUGCUCGAUACGCCCAUUCACCAUACUGCGUGCGUACCGGGCGAAGCGACGCGAGUCGAACGUCUUCUUCGAACCGCCACCAAUAGUGGAAAAGGCGAAGGACUUUUAA